AUGGCUCUUAAGGACACCGGAAAGACGCCUGUGGAACAGGAGGUGGCCAUUCACCGAAUUUGGACUACCCUAACCAGCUGCAACAUAAAAACCCUGGAGAAGGUGUGUGCCGACUUGAUCAGAGGUGCAAAGGUGAAGGGACCGGUCAGGAUGCCUACCAAGACUCUGAGAAUCACUACAAGGAAGACUCCUUGUGGGGAAGGUUCCAAAACCUUGGAUCGUUUUCAGAUGAGGAUCCACAAGCGACUCAUUGACUUGCAUAGUCCUUCUGAGAUUGUCAAGCACAUCACCUCCAUCAGCACUGAGCCUGGAGUAGAGGUUGAAGUCACCAUUGCAGAUGCCUAA
Molecule: messenger RNA, 345 nt
Organism: Elephantulus edwardii (Cape elephant shrew)
Lineage: Eukaryota; Metazoa; Chordata; Mammalia; Macroscelidea; Macroscelididae
Product: 40S ribosomal protein S20-like
Exons: 1
Coding region: 1-345 (114 amino acids)
Biological process (GO): translation
Cellular component (GO): ribosome; cytosolic small ribosomal subunit
Molecular function (GO): structural constituent of ribosome
Source: RefSeq, a predicted model, not a curated record